GUUGGCCGCUAGCUGCUGCGUCAUAGAGGGCCCUUUAGAAUCAACAUGGCGGGCAGCAGUACGAAGUCGGUUUUGUUCAUUUGCCUCGGGAAUAUUUGCAGAUCCCCCAUCGCUGAAGCAGUCUUCAGGAAGAUGGCAUCUGAUGCUGGUGUUGUUGACAAGUGGGUCAUAGACAGUGCUGCCACAUCCGACUGGAAUAUAGGCAGCUCACCGGACGCCCGUGGUCUGGCUUGCCUCAGGAAGCAUGGCAUUGAAACAACCCAUAGGGCCCAACAGGUGACCAAGGAAGAUUUCAUGAGCUUUGAGUACAUUCUCUGCAUGGACGAGAGCAACCUGAGUGACUUGAAAAGGAAAGCAAACUCUGUGAAAAACUACCGAGCUAAGAUCGAGCUUCUUGGUUCAUAUGACCCUCAAAAGCAGCUGAUCAUCAAAGACCCAUAUUAUGGGAGUGAUGAAGACUUUGAAAAGGUGUACGAACAGUGUGUACGCUGCUGCAAAGCCUUUCUGGAGGCGAACUCCUAACAACGUCCGACACAAAACAGUCCUUCCUGAGUCUGUUGGAUAAACAUGAAUAAUCAACCAAAUAUGUUUUGGCCGUGUCAUACAAGCACUCAUCACUAUAACCCUGUUGUGGAUGUCAUGGAACACACUUUGUUUCGGUGUUGUAAAUGUUAUACAAACCACACAUUGUGUAGGUUUAGAAGAAUGCUACAAGUUUGUAGACUGUAAAUUCAGGUGAUUAAUAAAUACAUAACUUAAGUUCA
Molecule: messenger RNA, 764 nt
Organism: Lates calcarifer (barramundi perch)
Lineage: Eukaryota; Metazoa; Chordata; Actinopteri; Centropomidae
Gene: acp1
Product: acid phosphatase 1
Exons: 6
Coding region: 46-522 (158 amino acids)
Biological process (GO): protein dephosphorylation
Cellular component (GO): cytoplasm
Molecular function (GO): acid phosphatase activity; non-membrane spanning protein tyrosine phosphatase activity
Source: RefSeq, a predicted model, not a curated record